Messenger RNA from Alternaria incomplexa, 384 nucleotides. RefSeq lists its product as uncharacterized. The coding region runs from base 1 to 384 and encodes 127 amino acids. The record is from RefSeq and is a predicted model, not a curated record. NCBI's taxonomy places the organism in Eukaryota, Fungi, Ascomycota, Dothideomycetes, Pleosporales, Pleosporaceae. The transcript is spliced from 2 exons.
AUGGCCGCAGGUGCCGAGGCGCAUCUUGACGCUACAAGGAGCUUGACUUUGAUGGACAGCCUUCCCCCAGCAGAAGCUCCCGAGUUCCAGACCAAGCCGCAUCGACGCUUCGACCGUGAAGAUAGGUUGACAUCUGCUCAAAAGGACCUAUUUCAAUUACAAUACCUCGACUGUGUGCGAACUGCGGACCUCUGGCUCCCCCAUCCAGAAGAAACCUGGUCGGAAUUGGAGGAAGAGAACUUUCUGGACUCCCUGGAGGACAUCGGCAAGUAUAAGGAUCUGGAGAGACUGUACCUUGGAACCAAGUUUGAGAGGUAUUCAGACGAUACUAGCCGAAGACUCGCCGAUGCCUUUUCGUCUCUAGACAAUCGUAUGGGCGCCUAG